AUGGCCGACACCAACAACUUGUUACGCUUUCUGACGGCCGAGGCAAAACUUCCGUUGGCUGCCGCUAUCGCACAAGCCGCUGGCCUCCAGAAAGCGAAUCUAGUAACCAUCGAGGAUCUUGCCAAAACCGAUUUUGACACUCUAAAAGCUGCUUCCGCCACCGAAAAAGCUGCAAAGGCUACCCUGGCUGCUGCAAAACGUGUCUCCAUCAAACGCAAGAGAGGCCUUCCAGAAACUACUGCUUCAGUACCGUCGAAACGUUCUAGAGUUGACCCUGCCGAGAUCAAGUCUCCUGCCGAUGUUGAAGCUGCUCUUGUCCUUCCUACGUCUGAUCUCACCGAAGAAGAUCUUGAAGCCAUCGUGCUUACGACCAAUCGUGCCCCUUUAUUGCUGGCAUUUGCUGCUACCCUAGUAAAGCAUACGAUACCAGACCAGCCUCCCUCGUCAUGCCUCAGCCUUGCCCAAGCUGUCACUACUCUCAAUGCACAAGCCAAAGCUGCCAAUAUCGGCCUUGCAAAUACUGCAUCUGCUGAGAAGGAGGGCUGGGGCCACGGUCAGUCUCUAGUCAAAGUCAUGACCAGAGACGUCCGCGUGCUGAAAAGAUGGGGUUAUGAAUGGAAAGCAGAUCCGAAAAACACCACCAAGGACAUCAAAACAGAAGAUGUUGAUCAGAAACCUUCCAGGCUUAGUCAUAACGACCCUUCGUCUUCAGAGGAUUCACCCGCAUUGUUGGCGCUAGACCUCGAGCAGCUUAAGCGUUUGGAUAGUCCACCGAUCGUUUCAGUAUCUGCAAGCACAGCUGGGCUCACAGUAUAUCACGCAGAUUCUGCACGCAAUUACAUCAAGAGGCCAGCGGCUGAGAUUGCUGCAGAGCGUGAGGCGAAUCUAGGACAUCUGGUAAAAGCCCUAAAUCUGUUGUUCGAAUCAUGGUCUGUCGUCCUCAGCUCUGAUGAUCUGGACAAGCGCGCCUGGAACUGGUACGUCAAGCUCAAGGAUAUUCUAGAUCUCAGGCGCCCGAAAUGA
Molecule: messenger RNA, 1023 nt
Organism: Aureobasidium uvarum
Lineage: Eukaryota; Fungi; Ascomycota; Dothideomycetes; Dothideales; Saccotheciaceae
Source: the annotation of a GenBank genome assembly